Molecule: messenger RNA, 1000 nt
Organism: Cynocephalus volans (Philippine flying lemur)
Lineage: Eukaryota; Metazoa; Chordata; Mammalia; Dermoptera; Cynocephalidae
Gene: TLCD3B
Product: TLC domain containing 3B
Exons: 5
Coding region: 1-828 (275 amino acids)
Biological process (GO): ceramide biosynthetic process; lipid homeostasis
Cellular component (GO): membrane; endoplasmic reticulum
Molecular function (GO): sphingosine N-acyltransferase activity
Source: RefSeq, a predicted model, not a curated record
AUGCUGACCCCAAUGGUGGCUGGGGGGGUGGUGUUCCCCGGACUCUUCCUCCUCUCCAAGAACACGCUCCAGCGGCUGCCCCAGCUGCGCUGGGAGGAGGCCGACGCGGUCAUUGUCUCAGCCAGGCUAGUGUCCUCUGUCCAAGCCAUCAUGGCCUCCACAGCGGGCUACAUCGUUUCCACCUCCUGCAAGCACAUCAUUGACGAUCAACACUGGCUCUCCUCUGCCUACACGCAGUUUGCAGUGCCCUACUUCAUCUAUGACAUUUACGCCAUGUUCCUCUGUCACUGGCACAAGCACCAGGUCAAAGGGCACGGAGGGGAUGAUGGGGCCGCCAGAACCCAGGGCAGCACGUGGGCUGUGGCGCGCGGCUACCUGCACAAGGAGUUCCUCAUGGUGCUCCACCAUGCUGUCAUGGUGCUGGUGUGUUUCCCGCUCUCGGUGGUGUGGCGACAGGGCAAAGGGGAUUUCUUUCUGGGCUGCAUGUUGAUGGCAGAGGUCAGCACCCCCUUCGUCUGCCUUGGCAAGAUCCUCAUCCAGUACAAGCGGCAGCACACACUGCUGCACAAGGUGAAUGGGGCCCUGAUGCUGCUCAGCUUCCUGUGCUGCCGGGUGCUGCUCUUCCCCUACCUGUACUGGGCCUAUGGGCAGCACGCGGGCCUGCCACUGCUCGCCGUGCCCCUGGCCAUCCCGGCCCACGUCAACCUGGGCGCCGCGCUGCUGCUCGCCCCACAGCUCUACUGGUUCUUCCUCAUCUGCCGCGGGGCCUGCCGCCUCUUCCGGCCCCGGGGCUCCUCACCGCCCUCACCCUGUCAGACCCAGGACUGAGGGCGGGGCCCGGGACCCUCCCCAUCCCCACCCCGCAGGGACCUGUCCCUGGGACUGAUGGGGCAGUUGGAAGCCAGAAGCCUCUUGCCUGGACAGCCCCAGGACUGACAGAUGGACUCAGAAGGGGGAGGGGGCACCUUCCCUCGGGCUGAGGAUGGGGACCAGGUGACAG